Messenger RNA from Salvia miltiorrhiza (redroot sage), 1232 nucleotides. RefSeq names its product RNA-binding protein 2-like. Bases 96 to 878 code for a protein of 260 amino acids. Gene Ontology annotation, molecular function: mRNA binding. The transcript is spliced from 6 exons. NCBI's taxonomy places the organism in Eukaryota, Viridiplantae, Streptophyta, Magnoliopsida, Lamiales, Lamiaceae. The record is from RefSeq and is a predicted model, not a curated record.
AUAUUAAAUCGAAAACUUCAUUAAUUUUCUCUAACCAAAGAUAAAACAUAAAACCCUAUUUUGAAACAAAAUUCAUCACAAUUCUUUUCCUUAAAAUGGGGGAUCCUUACUGGCGAUAUCCCGGCGCCGGAGGUCGUCCGUCAUCAUCGGAGAUAGGACACGUACCUCAGGCAACUUUUCCAGGCUACUUGUCGUCUGAACCUCAGGCAACUUUUCCAGGUUACUUGUCGUCUGAAACAUCAACUCUCGCCAAUUAUAAUACGUAUAGCUCCGUUGAUCCACGGACUGCUUCCUCAGAUUUUUUACAUAAAGAUAUCAUAUCAUCCCGCUCUGGGGCAUAUGGCAUAGAUGACAUUCCUAGUGUCCGUGCUGAACCGGAUAUCACUGGAUUGGUUGCUGGAGCUAGCUACAGAGGCUACCCAUCUUCUUAUGAGGAUCCUAAUGUGUCAGUUCGCCAGAGAGAUGUUGCUUCAGGGAUCAACGCUGUAAAUCCUGAUGUUGGUUAUGACAAGCCCAGUUCCAUAACAAGGACUGAUGGCAAUACUGUUCCUGCAGCAGAAUCAAACAUUCUGUUUAUUGACGGGCUUCCAACUGACUGUACAAGAAGAGAAAUAGGACAUCUUUUUCGGCCGUUUAUUGGAUUCAGGGAAAUUAGACUGGUUCAUAAGGAGCCCAGACGUCGGGGAGACAAGGCCAUGGUGCUGUGUUUCGUCGAGUUCACCGAUGCAAAGUGUGCUGUUACUGCUAUGGAAGCCCUACAAGGUUACAAGUUCGAUGACAAGAAACCAGAAGCCCCUCUUCUGAGGAUUCACUUUGCUCAUUUUCCUUUCCACCUACCAACCGAUCGAGAUGACCCCCGAGCCGGAGUUCCACGGUGACAAUCAAGGCAAAGCCCCAUCCGACGACAAAUAGGGUAAGUACUGUAGGAUCUCUUCCGUCGUGUUUUGAUUAAGAAGCCAUUGUGAAUCCACCACUUCUCUGUUCCAAAUGCAUCAUGGGUUGGCUGAUCUAGAAAAUGAUAAAUUAUAUAACCAUCUAUUCCUCUUUAUGCGUUGUUGCAUCAAGAAAGUUCUAUCUGCCUAUGAUCACCAACAGUAUUUGGAUAAAUAUAUAUAUAUAUAUAUAUGUAUCACAAUUGGAGAGAUUAUUAAUUAUUUUGCCAAGAAACUUGGAUGCUUCUUGUAGCUUUUGCUCUUGCAUUUCAAGAAUUCAUCUCAAAGAAUGGAUUUUUA